This is a messenger RNA of Mytilus californianus (California mussel), 894 nucleotides long. RefSeq lists its product as uncharacterized. The record is from RefSeq and is a predicted model, not a curated record. Lineage: Eukaryota; Metazoa; Mollusca; Bivalvia; Mytilida; Mytilidae. The transcript is spliced from 6 exons. The coding region runs from base 10 to 714 and encodes 234 amino acids.
UUUGACACAAUGUUAGUCAUUUACAUAAUUCUAAUACUUAGUUUUAGUGAUAAAGGCACAAGUUUAAAAGGUCUUAAAGUAUGUGAAGACACACAAAGGAAUAUAGAGUAUUGUUGUUCUGGCUAUGAAGACAUAAAUGGUACAUGUACAGAGUGCAAAAUUGGUUUUAUGUCAAUAGGAGGAAACUCGUGUACCCAUUGUCCAAACAACAGAUUUGGAGAAAGAUGUGUUAACCUUUGCAACUGCAAUCAGAAUGAAGAAAGGUGUGAUCAUAUGAAUGGGUGCGUUCAAAAGUUUGAAGUUGGCGAAAAUGUCAAUUAUACAACAAGAGCUGUGGUGGGAAACCAUUCCGAAUCAAUGACGGUAUUUGAAUUGAACGUGCUUAUCUUCUGGGCUGCAAUAUUUGGCGUACUGGUUAUGAUUGGAGGCUGUUUGGGCUUUACCUGCUUUUGUAAAAAACGAAACAAGAUAAAUGCGAUUAGGAUCAUUGGAGAAAACGGAUAUCCAAACGUUUCCGUAAAUGCAGGUCAUAAUGCAUUUCAGUUGACCGACGACACACAUGUAGCUAGUAGCUCAUAUUUACAAGUCAUAAAUGGAUCGUAUGGCACUAUCAUUGAUAACAGUGGAAAUGAAGAUCACUGCAGGCAUCUCAACUCGUAUGUUACUGUGGUCCCUACAACCAGCGAUACACAUCACUACAUGAACUAUGAAUAGAGGAAACAACAAAUCCGUGAUACAUUAUCCUAUCUUUAUUCAUGUAUUUAUAUUUCUAGAAAUAAAUAAUAAAAACUAAAUAAUAAGAAAUUGAGAAUUUCUAUGGACAGUCAAAUAUUCGUAUUGCUUGUCAAACAGAAAAAGACGACUAUUUUCAUUUCCGUCUUCCAUUUUCAAUUU